Molecule: messenger RNA, 1440 nt
Organism: Sycon ciliatum
Lineage: Eukaryota; Metazoa; Porifera; Calcarea; Leucosolenida; Sycettidae
Product: protein rolling stone-like
Exons: 2
Coding region: 100-1017 (305 amino acids)
Cellular component (GO): membrane
Source: RefSeq, a predicted model, not a curated record
CAUCGUGAAAUCGCGAUUUUCCCCGUGGCUACAUGUAUAUUCAUGACUUGUGAUAUCACCCGGAUAACCUGACUACUGCACUGAAGUGUAUUGUACAUCAUGGAUAGCUGUUGCUGUGUUGUCUGUGUCUUCACCACGCAAUUCACGAAACAGUUCUACACACCAAAAAUGAAAACGGCAAUAGCAAGUCUCCCGAGGAAUCCUGAUUUUUCUUUUAUGCACGAAUUUGCUCUGGCACACUUUCGGCCAUCACAGGAGAAUGCCGCGUGGCAAGCAACAUCGCCGUUUAUCCCUGAUGUGGCCUUGCUCGUUGUACACGUCAUCUUUGCUGCUUUCACGUCGGGCGUCAUCAUCUUCUCUGGAAUCGAUGAAGUUGGGGGUCCGAAAUGGUUUAUCUACCUAACAAACUGGGGUUAUCUGAGCAUAGUCCUUAGCUCCAUUGGCUUCGUUGCUGUGUGUGUUCAUCGGCUACGUUUGCGCCAAUCCCUUGUGCGCCUUCAGACGAGCAGUGAAGAACUUGAGCAGUCUCUGUCGGCAUGGCGUUGGUUUCAUAGUGCGCAGCAAAUCACCUUCACAAUCGCUCUGGACCUCGGCAUAGUCAUCACUGGACUCUACUGGUCUCUUCUGGAGCCGAAAGGGUCGUUCUUGGACAUCAGCACACAUGCCCUAAACGCGGCCAUGACUAUACUUCAGCUCUGCUUGAGCCACUUCAAGCUCAACCUGUUACACACGGUGUACCCAGUGGGUGUUGCCGCCACCUACCUCAUUGUAUCCUAUGUCUACACUGUCCUGGGUGGGACCAAUACCACCGGCCAGGCGUACGUUUACGCGCCACUGGACUGGAAGAACAAGCCUGGCAGCGCCGCCGCCCUGGCUGUGCCAGCGGCGCUAGUGGCCGUGCCUCUUGUGCACUUCAUUGUCUUUGGAAUCAUGAAGAUCAGGGUGGCCAUUGCUCGACACACCUACACCCGCAUGGGGCGCGGCGACGGCAACAACCAUGCCAUGGGCGAAGUCUGAUUAACGCCGCCGGCAUGUACAUGCACCCCAAUCCACCGCGCUUGUGUGCGCUGUGUGUGUGUGUGGCUACACAUUGGUGAUUGAUGUAUGGACUUCCAUUGUGAAGCAACAAAGCAGAGAGAACCUAUAGGACUGUAGACUUUCUGCAAAACAACUAAACAAAUGGACAUGGAUACGUCUGUCUGCUAUAUUUUUUUGUAAUGGCCCCUGUUUUGAGUAGGCAUGUCCUCUCGCAAUGUUUCACCGGUUAUAGAGUUGGUAUCUUAUUUUGAACAUGUUCACUGCAGUACAUGUACUCCUCAUACAGUCAUACUUUGGUCCCUCCCAUAUCAUCUUAUCUUCACAAAUAGCUUCUAUUUUAUUACCUUUUCCCGCAACCUAUUGAAUAUUUCAUUUUUCUAAGACUAGAGUACAUGUGGCCGA